AUGGUGAUCAUCUCUUUGGGCGAGGACCUCCCGAAGGAGGUCCAGAGACCGACCAGUAAAGCCAAGGCUCCGGCUGUGCAGCCGGAGGAGCCAAAAAAAGUGUCGAAGGCCUCCCAGGGCCUGAAGGCCGCUGAGAAAGCCGAAAGCCAGUCGCGGCCGAGCAAAGAAAGCAAGGCAGAGACGCAGCCGAGCGCCUCCAAAAGAGCGGGCUCCGUCAAGAAGGCGAAGGCCAAGGAGCCAGAAGCAAAGGAGACGCCUUCCUCGAAGGAGCCCAAGCCCUCGAAGGGAAGCCAAGGCUCCAAGAAGAAGGCCGACAAGGAAAACAAGGAAGUUCUGCAGCUGGGAAAGCUUGACGGCUUGCAGCUGGAGGUGCGCCAAACACAUGGCGAACCUGUCGACAGUACCAAGCAGAUGCGCGCUGCUCUCUUCGAGCUCACUACAGCCUUCCAAGCUGGAAACAAGGCAGCUGCCUUCCAGGCCAUGGGGCAGCUGGCGCAGAAUCCACAAGGCAUACAGAGUUUGCAGACGCUGCCUGGCAUCGAUCCUGCCACGGUCAGAUACCUGGAGCAGGCUCUAGGUGUGAUGGCCUCAGCGGCGCCUGGCUCGCUGCAGUCGGGGUUGGAUGCCCUGCCAGCCAUGAUGGACUACGAUGCUCCCAUUUCCGCCAUCAACUUCCCAGACGAAGCCGAGAGGAAGAUCGCAGCAACUGUAGAGAUGGAGCGGGUGAAGUUCUUGUGCCACUUCGUGCAAAUGGUUUGUUGUGCCGGCACCGCCAGAGAAGCCGGAACGCCGGCAGUGCCACCCGCAGCUGAGGCACAUUUCUGCGAGGUCGAAGGCUUUGAAGAGCUUUGGUACAAGUUGGUGAAAUCCUGA
Symbiodinium sp. CCMP2592 is the source of this 873-nucleotide messenger RNA. The record is from the annotation of a GenBank genome assembly. Lineage: Eukaryota; Dinophyceae; Suessiales; Symbiodiniaceae.